Centruroides sculpturatus (bark scorpion) is the source of this 855-nucleotide messenger RNA. Its product is annotated as T-cell leukemia homeobox protein 1-like. The record is from RefSeq and is a predicted model, not a curated record. Gene Ontology annotation, biological process: animal organ development; regulation of transcription by RNA polymerase II. The transcript has 3 exons. Gene Ontology annotation, cellular component: nucleus. NCBI's taxonomy places the organism in Eukaryota, Metazoa, Arthropoda, Arachnida, Scorpiones, Buthidae. Gene Ontology annotation, molecular function: DNA-binding transcription factor activity, RNA polymerase II-specific; RNA polymerase II cis-regulatory region sequence-specific DNA binding. Bases 192 to 605 code for a protein of 137 amino acids.
UGAAAGAUCUACAGGCAUUUUAAAUUGAUUGAAAGGAUAAAGCAAAAGCUCGAAAAUGUCAAAUCUAUCGAUAAUAAGAUAUAAUAAUAUGUUUUAAAGGUCUAGCUCCGGUGACUCCGAGGAGAAUCGGUCACCCGUAUCAGAACAGGACGCCUCCAAAGAGAAAAAAGCCAAGAACGUCCUUCACCAGGAUGCAGAUCUGUGAAUUAGAGAAGAGAUUCCAUAAACAGAAAUAUUUAGCUUCUGCCGAAAGGGCGGCCCUUGCUAAACAAUUAAAAAUGACAGACGCUCAAGUCAAGACUUGGUUCCAAAAUAGGAGGACUAAAUGGAGGAGGCAGACUGCAGAAGAAAGAGAAGCAGAAAGGCAAGCGGCUAAUAGGCUAAUGAUGUCACUUCAAGCAGAAGUGGUUUCCAAGACUCUGUAUGAAAGUGUGCGAGAUCCUUUGUGUAUCAAUAAUGCAUCGUUGCACGCCCUUCAGAACUUGCAACCUUGGGCCGACGGAACAGGAGGCCCUUCCAAUACGUCACCUUCUUCACGUCACCACCCACCCGGAGAAAGACCCACCUAUCUCUCACCACCCACUCUGGCCUCCCCUAUUUGCUGAAACCAAUUGUAAAUAGGCUUCCGGCCUAAAGGCCCAUAGGCCUUUCGAGUUUUUAGUUGUCUCGUGUUGUGCUGUACAUAGUUAUUUUAUAAAAACAAGACUGGAAGAAUCCAACCAGUGAUUGGACAUAACGGAAUCACGUGACCAUCAGCAAACGGCGGAAUGGUCGAUGUGAUUUUUCACAGUGAGAAGGAAGGUUUUACCAGUUUGUAGACGAAUUAGAUGAUUGUGUGUGAAUAAAUGUAUUGCA